AUGACAAUUGUGAAUUUUCGACAACCUCAGCGGAAGAAAAAGUCGACGGAUGAUCAAAAAUCUGCAGAACAUAGCACUGGCCCUUUGAGGACGGCGAACAAAAAUCCGUCGUCGAUUGAUCGAAGUUUGACAACACUAUCCUCGGACAUAUCAAGCAAGAAUGACAAACAGGCGUUCGACGAGACUUCGCAUAAGCAAAGUGCUAAGUCUCAUCAGAAGCAAAAGUUUUUCGACGAGUUGAUUCAGCGCGAGGGAAGCGUCGAGACGCUUUUACAGACGAAAAAGCCGGCCAAAACAAUUUACGACGUCGACGUAAUGACACCCGAAGAUAUUAGAAAAUCUCUAGCUCGAAUCGACGCCAACACGGCCAAGCCAUUUUCUUUCCUUACCGAUAUUAUCGACGAUCCACAAAAUGAGAAGCGAAAACUGACAACGCAGGGUAAUUGCGACCAGGAACUGAACCCGUCUGAUAUCGACCUUCAACUAGCGUCGCUAGUAAAACGCGUAGAGCUGAAUCGUACACUGUUGGAAAAGACGAAUCAGCGAAUCAAAGACAUAAACUUUAUAACGGAAAGAAACAGGAUGGUUUCAUUGAGAGACAUGAACUACGACGAGGACUCGUUUUUGCUAAUGAAAGAAGCUGGUGAUAUGAAAAGGCCUGUCUCACCCGCCGAUUUAUCGUCGGUGUCUCACCCAGCAAUAGACGAGCUUCAACAGACGAUUAGCUCGACCAUCAAGAUGUUGGAGUACGUACAUAAAAUGUCCAACGAAGAUUUGGCGUUAGAAGAAAUUCCUUCGGAGUUGACAGAUUAUUUGAAUGUCCCGAUCAUAACGGCCGGUGAAAACUAUUUUAUCAUUCGUCAUUUCCAGUACACAGUGUCGCCGCAUAUUUCGUUAUAUCAAGAAUAUGCUUACAGUUUUCAAUAUUUCAAAGCAGACGAUAUUCAUAAAUUUUCUUGCAACAAUGAUUAUUCUAACAAUGAGAAUAAUAAACAAUAUGUUUUGUCAAUAAAUAUAAUAACAUUACAUCAAGCGGAUUUGGCAGAGCUCGGAGCUGGUGCAAAAAUCGGACCCAUACACCAGCUGGUUAAAUAUUACAAUAUAAUAUACGAUUAA
Messenger RNA from Diprion similis, 1116 nucleotides. RefSeq lists its product as uncharacterized. Bases 1 to 1116 code for a protein of 371 amino acids. The record is from RefSeq and is a predicted model, not a curated record. The transcript has 8 exons. NCBI's taxonomy places the organism in Eukaryota, Metazoa, Arthropoda, Insecta, Hymenoptera, Diprionidae.